This is a messenger RNA of Ramularia collo-cygni, 1956 nucleotides long. RefSeq lists its product as uncharacterized. The transcript is spliced from 2 exons. NCBI's taxonomy places the organism in Eukaryota, Fungi, Ascomycota, Dothideomycetes, Mycosphaerellales, Mycosphaerellaceae. The record is from RefSeq and is a predicted model, not a curated record. Bases 1 to 1956 code for a protein of 651 amino acids.
AUGGACAGCGAGAUGGAUUACAACGGGGGACAUGGUCAUGGGAGGCCCAGCAUUGUCGAUAAUUUUGCGACGGGUACACUGGCCGGAUCAUCAGAAUCUUUUGAAGGACCUGCUCUCCCUCGCCAGCCAGACUCAGACCUCCGCGGAGAUAUUGUAGAGACGGAGCCGGCGCUGACAUACGACUCGAAUCACUGUAGCUCCCACGAAGACGAACCUGGAUCUUUCGACUCUUCAGCUUUCGCCGUUCUUCAAAGCGACCUCGCAAAAUAUCUGCAAAAUGAUACAUCUAGGAACACGGUCCAAACUACGCCACAGCAUGGCACUUCCAGUGCAUCCUUUAACCGUCUCCCUCGUGCUGUUGCUGCAUUUCGACGACCCGAGACACAGGAUCCUACAGACUUCUGGUAUUGCAGUUCGGACAGAUGGAACUCUUGGCUCGAUAUGGUCGCAUCUGGAGACAAGAGAGCGGCCAGCACUUCGACAGUUGCCCUUCGAGCGUUCCACAUCGCUGGAUUACUCAUGGAAACUGACGAAGGCAUGAAUGCUGAGACUCCUUGCGACGUCUGCGCGCGGCAGAGCAAAUACAYGCCUUGUCGGGUAUAUGCUAACAAGUCAAGCACAAGGUGUGCUUAUUGUAUCAAUAAGCAUCGGAGUCAUUGCUCCGCUGAGCCUUGGGUUGAUCAACGCGAUCGUGUCAUUGUGGUCUCUGAUAUGCCAUCAGAACAAAGCGCAUUAACGAGAAACCAAAGCGCUAUCAUUCCUCAACAGUCGAGGUCGGCUCCUCUGCCGGUGUCUGAACGACGUCCACAAACCGUCGACCCAUCAGAUUUCUGGUAUGUGAGUGAGGAUAAAUGGGAUCAGUGGGCAAGACAAGCCUCCGGAGCAUCUGGCAGCGACUUGAAGAACAGCGCUAAGACGAGUAUGCGAUUAGCCUCACGCGCUGGGCUGAUUAUGGAGUCGUGCGAUAGUCACCUUUACAACCCUCCGUGUACACUCUGUGCGCAGAAGCGGCAUUCCUGCAAGGUUCUAGCAGGCGAAAUUGGCCGAUCCUGCGCUUACUGCAGUUUUCGCCGCGUGCGUUGUUCCAAUAUCGCUCAGCCAUCUGUUACUAGGCCUGCCACAUCAUCCUCGCGGGUUCCUUCUGAAAGCGCAGAACUCAGGCCAUUCAAACUUGCCCAUCAGUCUAUCGGAGGGACUCCAACAGGAAAGGCAUUGACUAAAUUCCGCCGACCCCAGACAUCCAACAUGUCCGAUUUCUGGCAUUGCAGUGUAGAAAGAUGGGAUGAACUUCACCGCCACGCCACUUCCUCCCUUGCCGAGGGCAAACCAUCACCUUAUUUCGUGCUCCAGCUGAUUAAUAAAGCUGGAAGAAUCAUGGAGACCUCAGAAGGGAUGAACGCCGAGAAACCUUGUGAUUCCUGUACGCAGGCCGGGGCAGUCUGUAGACUUUCCAUCACAGGUCGGAGAUCCAAUGAGCGCUGUGCAUUCUGUAAAUUGAAGUACAAGAAAUGUAAUGUUCUCGGAGGCGACGCGUCUAACUCGCCCGGGCCUUCGAGCGUACAGCAGGCGCCACGCAUUGAGCCUUCGGAUACUUUGGUUCGGUCGGACGUGCCUCAUCUAGGAGCGAAGCGCAGGAGGGUGGAAUUUGGCAACGGCACUGACGCCCUGCCGGAUUCAACGGCUUCAAGUAGUAGCACUCCUGCAUGCCAGGAUCAGGACAACGCUGUCAGCAAUUUGGAAGCCAAAGUCUUGAUACUUCACCAGCAGGUUCAAUUGCUGAUAGCGAGAGAUGUCGCACGUGAAGCCGAACUUAGAAAGCAAACAAGGAGAGUCAAGCUUAUGGCGCAGAACUUCCAGCGAGUCGGAGCCGAUCUAUCUAAAGGGUGGAAACGCUUCUUGAGGGACGAGUUUCCAAUUGACGACGACGGCGACGAUGACUCUAGCUCUCUGCGAUGA